UCCGUCGUGGUGGCGGGUUCAUCGCGAAUAUUUGUGUGAUAGAGUAUUCAGUGUUGGGCGUCUGGGCGUUUGGAAGUGGCACAUAUUGCUUUAUUUUGGGGCUGCCACCAUGUCUGACUCCAUCCCGCGCGCCUUCGACCGGGCCGAGAUAGUCAGCCUGAUCGUGCGCACCGCCGUCGCGUCGGCCAUCACCUACCUCGGCGUCAAGUGGGCCGUGGACAUGAUGGACCCGACCAAGAGGCGCCGCCAGGAGGAUAAGAAAAGGGCGGAGCGCCUGCUGAAGCGUCUGGGGGUGGACAAGAGCGUGCAGCUGACCGACUACGAGAUGUCCAUUGCCUGUCAGCUGGUGGAGCCCAUCUCCAUCCAGGUGUCGUGGGAUAGCAUUGCGGGGCUGGACCACGUGAUCCAGGAGCUGCAGGAGACGGUGAUCCUGCCGAUCCAGAACCGGGAGCUGUUCUCGGGCAGCGCCCUGAUCCAGCCACCCAAGGGCGUGCUGCUGCACGGCCCGCCCGGCUGCGGCAAGACCAUGCUGGCCAAGGCGACGGCGAGGGAGGCGUGCUGCAGGUUCAUCAACUUGGAGAUCUCCAGCCUCACGGACAAGUGGUACGGCGAGUCCCAGAAGCUCUGCGCCGCCGUCUUCUCGCUGGCCGUCAAGCUGGAGCCCUGCAUCAUCUUCAUAGAUGAGAUUGACUCGUUCCUGCGCUCGCGCGCCACGCACGACCACGAGGCGACGGCGAUGAUGAAGGCCAUGUUCAUGUCGCUGUGGGACGGCCUGAUCUCGGACCCGGCGCGAUGCGUGCUCGUGAUGGGCGCCACCAACCGGCCGCAGGACGUGGAUCGCGCCAUUCUGCGCCGCAUGCCGGCCGCGUUCCACGUCGGCCUGCCGACUCUGGAGCAGCGCAAGUCCAUCCUGAAGCUGGUGAUGCGGGGUGAGAAGGUGUCGGAGGACAUCGACUACAACCGCCUGUCCAACCUCACCGACGGCUUCACCGGCUCUGACAUCAGGGAGCUGUGCAGGACGGCGGCCAUCUACCCCGUCAGGGACUUCAUGAGUGGGCGUUCUUCGAACAGGUGA
Pollicipes pollicipes is the source of this 1075-nucleotide messenger RNA. It is a transcript of the gene nmd, whose product is annotated as no mitochondrial derivative. Gene Ontology annotation, cellular component: mitochondrial outer membrane. The transcript has 8 exons. Gene Ontology annotation, biological process: extraction of mislocalized protein from mitochondrial outer membrane. The record is from RefSeq and is a predicted model, not a curated record. Gene Ontology annotation, molecular function: ATP binding; ATP hydrolysis activity. Lineage: Eukaryota; Metazoa; Arthropoda; Thecostraca; Pollicipedomorpha; Pollicipedidae. The coding region runs from base 110 to 1075 and encodes 321 amino acids.